AGACUCAGAAGUGCUACCCUGUUAUCAAGUCCAUCUAACAUUUUGUGUUCUCAUAUUUGUGUUUGCUCAGAGAUUUUUGGUCUAAUUCCUUCAACUUUUUGCUUGGAGUUAAGGUUGAAUCCAACAAGAGGGGGUAUUAAACCUGAGUUUUAUGACAAGGUUGAGGAUUUUAUAGAAACGAUUAGUAAGUUAGAUGUUGUGAAGUCGGAAGGAAAGUGUAGAUGCCCAUGCGUUAAGUGUAGAUGCACAAACUAUAAAGAGCUGAACAUUAUUAAGAUGCAUUUGUGGGAAAAGGGGUUUAUGCCAAAUUAUUGGAUUUGGACAGAACAUGGAGAGAUUGAUGACAUAGGGAUUAAUCAGAUGGGAUUCAAUAAUUGUGGGGAAGGUGGUUCAGGAAGUGGUGCAAAUGUGGAAGAAUGUGAUAUGUAUGACAUUAGCUGGGAAGACAACUCCAGAAGGUAUCAUGAAAUGGUUUUCAAUUCUGCUGGUCCAGAAGAUCCUCAUGUAGAGGCUAAAAACUUUUUUGAUCUUCUUGAGGCAGCUCAAAAAUCUUUGUGGGAAGGUUGUGUGCACUCUCAACUAUCGAUAGCUGUUAGAAUGCUAUGCAUUAAGGCCGAGGGAAACCAAUCACAAGAGUCAUUUAAGCAGUGUGCCACCUUAAUUAGGGAAAUUGCUCCUGAGGGUAGUGCCAUACCUAGGGAUUACUAUGAGGCUAAGAAGUUAGUGCAAAAUCCUAGAUUGAAGGCAAUCAAAAUAGAUUAUUGUUCAAAUAAUUGCAUGUUGUAUCGAAAAGAUGAUGCUGUUCUAACUAGUUGCAAGUUUUGUGAAGCACCUAGAUUCAAGCCUAUUUCCGAUGGUGGUUGUAAGUCCAAGAGAGUUCCUUUCAAACGGAUGCACUACUUACCCUUAAUCCCUAGACUUCGAAGGCUUUACGUGUCAAUGAGUUCAGCUCCGCACAUGACGUGGCAUAUAAAAAAUCAACGUGAUGAUGGCGUGAUGACCCAUCCGUCACAUGGGGAGGCAUGGAAAAGCUUUGACCGUAUCCACUCUGAUUUUGCUUUGGAGCCUAGAAAUAUUAGGUUAGGUCUUUGCUCUGAUGGGUUUACCCCAAAUAUCCAAUUUAGCAAGCCUUAUUCUUGUUGGCCCGUAAUUGUUAUUCCAUACAAUCUACCUCCUGGAAUGUGUAUGAAAGAUCCCUAUUUGUUCUUGACUUGCCUAAUACCUGGUCCUAAUAACCCUAAAGCCAACAUUGAUGUAUUCUUGGGACCCUUGAUUGAUGAAUUAAAUGAGUUGUGGAAUCCUGGUGUUUUGACAUAUGAUAUUGUAGAAAAGAAGAAUUUCGUCUUAAAGGCAGCAUUGAUGUGGACUAUCAAUGAUUUUCCGGCUUAUGGGAUGUUGUCUGGGUGGAUGACACAAGGAAGAUUGUCAUGUCCUAUUUGCAUGGAGGAUACCAAGUCUUUUACACUAUCACAUGGAGGCAAGGCAUCAUGGUUUGAUUGUCAUCGGAGGUUUUUGCCGAUAAACCACCCUUAUAGGCGCAAUAAGAAUGACUUCAGGAAGAAUAAAAUAGAAAGUGAAGAGGCUCCUACCAGAUUAAGUGGUUUGGAGAUUUGGCAAAGGAUUAAAGGACUUGAGAAGAUAUCAGAUAAUGGAAAGUGGAUCAAAUCGCGAGAGUAUGGUAUUACUCACAAUUGGACUAAGCAAAGUGUGUUUUGGGAGUUACCUUAUUGGAAGGAUAACCUGGUUCGUCACUGUCUUGAUAUAAUGCAUAUAGAGAAGAAUGUGCUUGAUAACAUAAUGAAUACUGUUAUGGACACUGAUAGAACUAAAGACAAUGAAAAGGCUAGGUUAGACCUGGCUGAACUGUGCAAGCGUCCAGAUUUACAUUUGCGGCAUGUCGGUGAUAAUUGUUGGUCCAAACCUAAGGCAGCUUAUACUUUAACUUCUGAACAACAACAAGACGUGUAUAGGUGGGUGCAACAACUUAGAUUUCCAGAUGGUUAUGCAUCUAACCUUGCUAGAUGUUGCUUGCUUCCAACUGCAUUCAGAGAACUACCUACAAAUAUAUGGAAGCCUCUUACCGAGUUAAGCCAGUUUUUCAAAGACUUGUGUUCAACCACUCUCAAGGUUCAUGAUUUAGAGGUUAUGGAGCAGAAUAUUCCCAUUAUCCUUUGCAAGUUAGAAAGGAUAUUUCCCCCGGGAUUCUUUAAUGUGAUGGAGCAUUUGCCAAUUCAUCUAGCAUAUGAGGCACGUGUGUGUGGACCUGUCCAAUAUAGGUGGAUGUAUCCGUUUGAACGGGUGAUAGGAGCAUUCAAGCGAACAGUGAAAAAUAGAGCAAGGGUUGAAGGUUCGAUUUGUGAGGCUUUCUUGGCGAAGGAGACUUCAAGUUUUGUUUCUUUCUACUUUGAACCACAUAUCUUAUCGAGGCGAACCCGUGUGGGAAGAAAUGAUGACGGCGGAGACACAAUUAAAGCCUCUUUAUCAAUAUUUAAUAGACCUGGUCGCAAGGUUGGAAAAGCUAAAGAUCAUUGGUUAGAUGAACGAGACAAGGCCGCAGCUCAUUUGCAUAUUCUACUCAAUGAAAGCAAAGUUCAAAAUCAAUGCAAUGAAAUUGUUGAUCCGGGUUUGCAAUCACUUUCUUGGGGUCCUUCAAACAAAGCAACAAGUUAUCCAAUUUAUAAAGUAAAUGGAUAUACAUUUCAUACCCUUGCAAGGUCAAAAGGAAAAAAAACUGAUAACACCGGUGUGUUUGUUAAAGGUGAUAUAGGCAAUGGGAAAAGUGAUUGGUUUGGAGUAUUAGAAGAUAUACUCGAGCUUGAAUACACUGGUAGUGACUCUAAUCGAGUUGUUUUGUUCAAAUGUCAAUGGUAUGAUCCAAGUCGUCCAAAUGGAACACGUAUUCAUAAUGACUACAAAAUAACUGAAGUCAACCAUAGUAAAAGAUAUCGCCACUAUGAUCCUUUCAUUGUCGCCCAAAAAGCUAAACAAGUUUACUUCUUACCUUAUCCUGGAAAUUGCAAGUCUAUGUGGCGUGUUGUUGUAAACACUAAACCAAGAGGUCGAAUUGAAAUCAAUCAUGUACAUGUAGAGGAGGAUGAGGAAGAGAAUGAUGUAGCUUAUCAAGCGGAUGAGAGUAAUCCUUCUAGGAUUUCUGACACCGAGCCUCCUAUCAGUCUUAAGUCUCCAUUUGGAGAGGACCACAUUGUUGAAUUGUCCAUUGGCUCUAGUUCUGGGGCUAAUAAAAAUGAUGAUGAUGAUGUUGCAGACUUUAAUGAUGAUAUUGAUUUUUAA
This is a messenger RNA of Arachis duranensis, 3291 nucleotides long. RefSeq lists its product as uncharacterized. The record is from RefSeq and is a predicted model, not a curated record. The transcript has 5 exons. The coding region runs from base 277 to 3291 and encodes 1004 amino acids. Lineage: Eukaryota; Viridiplantae; Streptophyta; Magnoliopsida; Fabales; Fabaceae.